Messenger RNA from Symsagittifera roscoffensis, 1853 nucleotides. RefSeq names its product endoplasmic reticulum-Golgi intermediate compartment protein 3-like. Gene Ontology annotation, biological process: retrograde vesicle-mediated transport, Golgi to endoplasmic reticulum; endoplasmic reticulum to Golgi vesicle-mediated transport. Bases 169 to 1311 code for a protein of 380 amino acids. Gene Ontology annotation, cellular component: endoplasmic reticulum; COPII-coated ER to Golgi transport vesicle; endoplasmic reticulum membrane. The record is from RefSeq and is a predicted model, not a curated record. NCBI's taxonomy places the organism in Eukaryota, Metazoa, Xenacoelomorpha, Acoela, Convolutidae. The transcript has 6 exons.
GUAUAAUAUGUGCCUUUUCAGAUUUAGUCUGUUAAAUAUUAUCAAUAGAGCUCUCCAUUACUGACAUGUGAUAGUUUUUGAGGCCAUAGUAGUCUGUUUAACGUUGACAUAUAAAGGGAACAUUUGCUCUGAUAGUUUAUACCUCUGCAAGGAGAAGAGUGAUUACGAAUGGAGAGGGUUCUGGACAACCUGCGUCUGCUAGAUGCCUACCCGAAGACCUUGGAGGACUUUAGAAUCAAGACCAUCAGUGGCGGAGUGGUGACUGCAGUGAGUUGUAUGCUGAUGCUGUUUCUGUUCAUGCUAGAGCUGCACUUCUACUUCCGAGUGGACCUCAUGCCAGAGCUAAGUGUGGAUGUGAACAAAGAUGCCAGACUUCAAAUUAGGUUCAAUGUGACGUUUCCACGAAUGGCGUGUCAGAUGUUGACAGUGGAUGCAGUAGACGUCAGUGGGGAACAGCACUUCGACAUAAACCACGAAAUAUUCAAAACCAGUCUCGAUCUGUCUGGAAGAGAGAAAGCAAAGGAGCCAGUUCGCCUCAAAAGUACUGCAGCGCCUGAUGAAAAGAAAGAGAAUGAAGUAGCGGUGCCGGCUUGUGGUAGUUGCUACGGCGCCGAAUCUGAGUCUUAUAAAUGCUGCAAUACGUGCGACGAUAUCAAGAAAGCUUAUUUUGCCAAAGGCUGGGCACUGCGAGACUACUCGGGUAUUAGCCAGUGUACAAAAGAGAAACCCCAAGUCAUUCCAGACGAGGGAUGUCGUCUCGCGGGAGUGCUACGUGUCAGCAAAAUUAGCGGAAACUUUCACAUCACACCUGGUGCUAGUUACGAGCAGUCACACAGCCAUGUGCACGACUUCCAGAAGAUAGCGAACAGAGAGUUCAACUCCACUCACAUCAUCCACUCGCUCUCCUUCGGGGAAGUGUAUCCACAGAUGCAGAACCCACUAGAUGGGACAGAGGAGAUCUCUAAAGAGACGAACCUGAUGCACACCUAUUAUGUGAAGCUAGUGCCGACCACCUACAUCUCAGUGAAUGGCUCCUCCCUCUCCACACACCAGUACUCUGUCACCCGACAUCAGUCCCAGAUCAACUUCAAGGCACUGGCCAACGGUCUCCCGGGUACAUUCUUCCAGUACGAGUUCUCCCCCAUCAUGGUGCGUCUCAAGGAGACUCCGCGCAGCUUUGGUCAUCUACUGACUGCUCUGUGUUCAAUUGUGGGAGGAGUAUUCACAGUGGCCAGUCUGUUAGACGCAUUCAUCUUCAACACCAGUCGAGUUGUGUCCAAAAAACUAGAGAUUGGAAAGUACGCACAGUAGAGAAUCGAAACAAAAUUCAGUCACGCUCUCCUAAAAUAGAAGCUAGAACAAAUACAAUCAAAUUGAAAAUUUGCGAUCACGUCAUAAACUAUUUUUACUCCACUUGGAUGAUGUUUUCUUUGAAAAUGGAGAAAAAAGAACAGAACGAGGCUAAAAACUGCUGCUCAUUUGUUGGCGAUUGAUUGUUAUUGAGGUCCUGUGAGAGGUGGAUGACGAUCGAAGCCACAACGUUGCAAGGAAAAACCUGGGUGCUAUAGUAUUGCAAUUAGUGUCGUUUUGUUUACCUCUGAAGAUUUGAUUCGAUAUUAUCUGUUAUGUUCUCGGUUCAUUGGUUGUAUGUUUUUGAUCGUUGAUAGUUUUCGUAUCUCCUCUCCUUUCAAAUGCAGUCAUUAUGUUUUUGUUGUACAUAUUUUAAUAGUUUUUUUCAUGUCCACAAAAUGUAAAUGUAUUUCAAAGCAAUUAUGAAUUCUUUAUUAAUGUACCGUUUACAGUUCGAUGUUUUGACUUUGGCGGUUAUAUCGUUUUCGCUCUGGAAAAUAAAU